CGUGCGCGUCUCUGGAUCUUUGUAUUGUAGACGGGAAAGGUCUUGAAGGCGAAACGCAAGAGCCAAAUUCACGGGAGAGACGGGCGGGUGCUCCGCUGCGGCGUGCUCCCAUCUCCUCGCCCGACGCCGGUGGCCUGGUCAGGUACCCAUCUCAUUUUCCCCCCCGGAGGCACACCGUCUAAAUGUGAUUUUUCUUCCACCCAGACAGACCUGGGACGGCAGAGGCGGACUCAUUUUUCAAUUCGAUCUGGGGGUCGGUGCAGCCGCCAGCGUGAGAUUAAGUAGAUUGGGGACGCCAAGGAGAAGAUCCAAGUAAGUCCAGGCCGUGAUUUGACCGAGGAAUCCUUGCGGGAUGGGGAGGAAAUUGCCCCCUUUUGCUCCGGCCGCGCCGGCGGCGACAAGGAAGCGAAAAGGUUCCGCCUUGGCCCCGCUCGCCGCGUGCAAGCACAGUGCGCCGGCGCGGCAAAUCGGUGGCUGGGCGUCCCUGCCCACCGACAUAGUGGGCCUCAUCACCUGCCGGCUCCUGGCCGGCGACGGCGAUGUGGUCGAUUACAUCUGCUUCCGCGCCGUCUGCUUCAGCUGGCGCGCCUGCACGCCCGCUCCCCGCGACCCCAAUCUGCGGGAUCCGCGCCUCCGCCCGCGCGGCUGGGUCGCGCUCUGUGACGGGGACGCCGUCCGCCCGGACGACGCCUGCGAGAUCGUCUUCUUCCACACGCGCACCGCCAGGCGCCUCCGCGUCCCCUUGCCGGAGCUCCGGCGGCACAGAAUCAUCGGCUUCACCGACGGUCUCGUCAUCCUCAUGCACAAGACCACCACCGCGGUCCGCGUGCUGCACCCGUUCACGCGCGACGUGGUCGACUUCCAGCCCCUCGCUACUCUGUACCACCAGGUGGUCAGGCACAAGGGGUCCCUGCUUGACAUGAACGCCGCGGUGUGCAGCAGCGCGGCGUCCUCCGCAGACUCCAUUGCCGUGGUGGUCUGGUUCCCCUACACGGACGUGGUGCUUGCGGCCGACCCGGGCUCAGAUUGGGAGGUCCUCCACAGAGGAUUCUAUGUUUGGUGCGCCUUGCCCUUCCAAGGAAGGCUCUAUGCCACCCUGUGUUGUUCGAGUGAGAUUGUGCAGCUAUACCCUCCGAGACGAAACGGACCGCAAGAGAACUCUCUGGUGGUGAUUGCUCGCGCUCCACAUUCUGCUGACCGCGAAGUCUGUAAUUUUACCUCGUGGAGUCUGGAGGAAGGAUGCUGCUCGCCGUCCGGCAGCCAGCUCCUUAUGCAAAUGGGGCAGAAUGGAAUGCGAUUGACUGGUCGCGACAAUUGGUCUGCAGGCUCUAUGUAGUGGAUCUGAACGGCGGCCAACGCCGUAAGCUCAUCCAGGUGAAGAACAUAGGUGACACCGCGCUGUUUCUCAGCCGCGACCGAUGCCUGUCAGUCUCAGCCAGGGACCUCCCUUCCUUGAGCAGCAACUCCAUUUACCUCAGUCUACCAUCGGACCCCAUUGUGGUGCAUUCGCUGGGCACUGGUUUGUCCGAGCGAUUGGCAGACUCCUGCCAGAUACACGACAGGACAGAGAGGAUCCGCCCCUCUGUGCAUCCCUUCACCAUUGUUGAUCAUCUUAUCACGUACUGCAAUCCUCGCGUGUGGAGUAAAGGGCUCAUGUUCCACGAGUACCACUAUAUACCUCAAUCUUUCGAGGAAUUGAUCAAGAAAAUAAGGGCACAAGAGAGGGAACUGCGGAUUCCACGCGCUGUGCAUUCGUGCUGAAGGAACAAACGCCAUGUUUCACAUUACUCACUGAAUUACAAAGGUGCAAAUAAUGCCAGUAGACACUAGGCACAGCUUCUUACAACUGUGUCAGUUGGAGUUUUUGAGUCACACAACUUCUAACCUGGCACACUGUUUGUUGAUCUGAUUUUAAUCAUUUUAUUGUGUUGUUGCAUACUCCCUCCGUCCGAAAAUACUUGUCAUCAAAAUGAAUAAAAAGGGAUGUAUCUAGAACUAAAAUACAUCUAGAUACAUCUCCUUUUAUUCAUUUUGAUGACAAGUAUUUCCGGACGGAGGGAGUAUUUGACAUGACUGAUGCAAUUUGCAGUUAGUAGAUUCCUACCAAGCUUAAGAGCAGUAGUUAUAUUACCAGCAAUGUGAUCUUAUUUUAACAUGGUACAUCUACAUAUGAGUAAACCAUUAUCUGUCACGUGUGCAUCAAUUGUUUAUAGCAGUAGUUAUUACCAGCAAUGAUCUUAGUCACUAUAUAUCGAGGGUACGCAAAUUGCGUACCUUAGCUUUAUAGAAGGAGAGCAAUGAGACUUACAACAACGUCAACCAUUCGUUGCGAAGAACGAAGGUGACCAACUCCACACCCGGUGCGUAUCUUAGUCACUAUAUAAGUGUAUAAGUGAACCAAUCUCAUUAUCCUUUUUGUGAACGUCACUUGUCUAUAGGUUUGGGAAACAUAUGGAGAUGAAGAGUGGGGACAUGAAGAUAUUUAUUUACGAGGGAUGGUUGCAACAUGCUGAACUUGUUAAACUUAUCAAUUUGUCCAAAUUUAAGAUUAUAUCGGAAUGGAAAAUCCAACCACAGUUUGUCACAUCAUGCUAUUUUCGAGGUGUAUUUUCUCAUGAAGGAUGUUUAUGUUGGUAUAUGUUUCAGUUGUCCGCUAAAUGAGAACAGCGCUGAAACUUUGUGUCUAUUUUUAAACUUUGAGAAAGUUUGCCCUUGUGACCUUC
This is a messenger RNA of Triticum dicoccoides, 2723 nucleotides long. RefSeq lists its product as uncharacterized. NCBI's taxonomy places the organism in Eukaryota, Viridiplantae, Streptophyta, Magnoliopsida, Poales, Poaceae. Bases 353 to 1336 code for a protein of 327 amino acids. The record is from RefSeq and is a predicted model, not a curated record. The transcript has 2 exons.